Capsaspora owczarzaki ATCC 30864 is the source of this 1599-nucleotide messenger RNA. RefSeq lists its product as hypothetical. Gene Ontology annotation, molecular function: phosphatidylinositol binding. The transcript has 4 exons. Bases 808 to 1422 code for a protein of 204 amino acids. Lineage: Eukaryota; Filasterea; Ministeriida; Capsasporidae. The record is from RefSeq and is a predicted model, not a curated record.
CAACCAUACAAUUCGUUUUGAUCAAAACACGCAACUCAUGAAUAGCGCAGAGUUCGAGUUUCAACCACAAGGACGCUCUGCACCACAGUUUGAGGUAAAAGUCUCACGGAGCACAAGCAGUUCCGACACGCUCCCCAUAUACUACACCAGUUGCAUCCCAUACCACAAUAUUAGCGCCCGGAUGUCGGGGAUUGUGGGGGAAUGGAUGUGCGAUUUUCCGAUCGUGCCGCUAAGAUUGCUGUAGCUCGCGAGCAUUGACGAUCUGGCCGCGUUCACCCCAAACACGCACUCAAACAAGACAUUCAAUGCAAAGAGUUUGGCAGCGUGAUUGUCCACGAGCCUGGAUGUUUGCAAGACUGGGGAAAGUUGGCAAGGUGCAUCACACAGCAAAAGAACCACUGUGCCGCUCAAAACUUAAAAUGGCCCAUCCGCUCUCACACUUUAUCUGUCCACAUACGACAUAAACACACGCAAUCUAAAAUUUCAAUACAACAGUAUGAGGGUGGAUUAUUACCGAGUCUGGGCGUUUGCCAUACGGGGGAAGUUGGUGCGGCGUGCACAAAGAAUGUACCACACAGCUAGACAGCCAGGCCAGGCCGGUACACAAGCCGGUAAACAAGCCGGUAAACAAACCGGUAAACAAGCCGUCCGCAGGUUCAUGUGGUGAUUCCGAAGGAACACAUUGCCCCAUGCGAAUCUACCUAUGGCAGUCCAUUGGUUCAGUACAAAAUCAUCGUCACGUUUGAAAGCGCGACGACUCGCAAGCUCGACUUUGUAGUGAGGAAGAGAUUUUCGGAAAUCCGCGAAAUGUACGAUGGUCUUCGCGUCAAGUUUCCUGAGCUGUUCAAAGACGAACGCUGCCCACCCUUUCCAGCGGGAGCAAUUUUUGGCCUCUACAAUGUCACGUUUAUCGACACCCGACGAGUCGCGUUCGAGAAACUCUUCCAAUACAUCGUCAGCCAAAAGGAACUCAAGUGUAGCGAUAAGCUUUCACAAUUCUUGGAGUAUUCGAAUCUCCUCAAGGCCCUCAGUCGUCAAGCAGAUCAAGCAUCUCAAGUACCGAGGCACGCAAACCCUGGGGCUCCUCGGACCAGCGUGCAUUCUGAUGGCUCGUUGGAUGCCACCUUGUCUUUUCAGGAAGCCAUUUUGCUGAUCAAAAGCCUGCGCAAGGAGCGCGAGAAUGAGCACGCAGCAUUUGCGGAAAUACGCCGUCUUGCAGAAUUGGAUUUUGAGAACGAAGUGCAGGCUCGUGUCGAAGAAUCCAGUCCCGUUUGCAAGAUUUGCUGGCUGAAGUCAGUUGAAGUGACUCUCGUUCCUUGUGGACACACAGUCAUGUGCGAAAAGUGCGCGACCGAUUGCCCCGGUCACCGUUGCCCCUUCUGCAACGUGGAGUUUACCCAGUCGCUGAAAGUGUUUUUCUAGAGCGACAGCAUCGGGUCCUCGUCGACUUGGUCUCAUCAUCGCGUUCUUGCACAUCUUUUCUUUUCAAUUUGUUGAUACUAUUUUCUUCAUGGUGCAUAUGCCUGUUCUAUUUGUCGAUUUUCCGGCACCACUGCUGUUUGUGUUUGUUCUCAAUACAAUCAAAUUCACGCACUGCCA